Messenger RNA from Colletotrichum karsti, 1581 nucleotides. Its product is annotated as cation efflux protein zinc transporter. Gene Ontology annotation, cellular component: membrane; Golgi apparatus. Gene Ontology annotation, biological process: transmembrane transport; intracellular zinc ion homeostasis; zinc ion transport. The coding region runs from base 1 to 1581 and encodes 526 amino acids. The transcript has 3 exons. The record is from RefSeq and is a predicted model, not a curated record. Gene Ontology annotation, molecular function: zinc ion transmembrane transporter activity. Lineage: Eukaryota; Fungi; Ascomycota; Sordariomycetes; Glomerellales; Glomerellaceae.
AUGCACUCCCACUCCCACUCGCCGCCGUCUCUCCAUGCGUUGAAGUCGACAAUGUCCAACGGCGGGCUGCAUACCCACAGCCAGAGCCAAGACUCGACCGGCCACGUACACGACCACGAUCAUUCCCAUUCCCACUCCCAUUCCCACAACCACAAUGGCCACGCCCACGGUCACAGCCACGGCCACUCGCACGGUCGGGCGAAUUCCAGUCAAUCAUUUCAACCACGAGACAGGACGGCGCCGCGCUCUCUCGCGACCAUGGAUGGGUGGAAGACGGACGUCACCCCGAGCGGACGCCAGCUCCUGACGCCGACGAAUGGUUCUUUCUCAGAGGCCUUCCAGCCGCUCGAUGGCGUAGCGACGAAAGAGCACCACCGUGACCACGACCACGAUCACGAUCACGACCAUGGGCACGCACACGAUCACGGCCAUUGCCACGGGCACGACCAUGGCCACAGUCAUUCCCACAGCCACGCCCACGACCACUCGACGCCGUCGCUAUUUACGAGGCUCGUUCUCCGAUACACACCGGCUAUUCCGUUUUUGCACACAAUUGUCGUGGAGAAGGAUUCAAGGCGAAUUUUCUACUUCAUGACCCUCAACUUCAGCUUCAUGGCCGUGCAGGCCUUCUACGGAUACGUCACCGAUUCCCUCGGCCUCCUCAGCGACACGAUCCACAUGUUCUUCGACUGCUUCGCCCUGUUUGUUGGUCUUUGUGCUGCGGUGACGAGCAAGUGGCCGCAGACCCAGCGGUUCCCCUUUGGACUUGGAAAGGUCGAGACACUGAGCGGCUUCGCCAAUGGCAUUCUGCUGAUGCUCCUGAGCGUAGAGAUCAUCGUGGAGGCGUUUGAACGGAUAUGGGAAGGUCAAGAACUCCACCGCCUCAGGGAACUGCUCAUCGUCAGCUUCCUCGGCGGCGUGAUCAACCUGCUGGGUCUCUGGGGAUUCGGUCACCACCACCACGGCCAUGACCACUCCCACGGGCACUCGCACGACGGACACGAUCACGGUCACGAUCACUCGCACGGCAAGAAGCACAGCCACGCGCACUCCCAUCAUAACGACAACAUGGAGGGUAUUUUUCUGCAUGUUCUGGCCGAUACGAUGGGCAGCGCCUCGGUGGUGCUCUCGACGAUCCUCACCUACUACACCGGCUGGACCUUCUGGGACCCGCUGGCGUCGUGCGCCAUCGCCAUCCUCAUCUUCCUCGCCGCCAUCCCCCUCAUCAAGUCCUCGGCGCGCAACCUGCUCCUCAACAUCCCCGACGACAUCGAGUACAACCUGCGCAACACGCUCGCGGGGAUCCUGCAGCAGAAGGGGGUCGUCAACUACUCGGUGCCCAAGUUCUGGAUGGACGACCGCAGCAGCGAGGACUCGGGCGACAGGCUGCAGGGCAUCGUGCACGUGGUGGCGGCCCGCGGCGCCGGCCUCGACGAGGUGCGCGACCGCGUGCGUGAGUACCUCCUCAAGCACUCGAUGGACAUAGUGGUCCAGGUCGAGAGGGAAGGGGACGGCAGCUGCUGGUGCGGCGUUGGGCGAUCGACGGGCAUCGCGACGACGCCGUUGAAGAGGACGUUUUAG